This is a messenger RNA of Emys orbicularis (European pond turtle), 1247 nucleotides long. Its product is annotated as C-C motif chemokine 5-like. The transcript is spliced from 3 exons. The coding region runs from base 1 to 411 and encodes 136 amino acids. Gene Ontology annotation, cellular component: extracellular region. Gene Ontology annotation, molecular function: chemokine activity. Gene Ontology annotation, biological process: immune response. NCBI's taxonomy places the organism in Eukaryota, Metazoa, Chordata, Testudines, Emydidae. The record is from RefSeq and is a predicted model, not a curated record.
AUGCAGCUGGUGUCACGGAACAAGCAGGAAACCUCACUGCUCCCCUAUAAAAACAGGGGCUUGUCCCGGGGGUCAGUAUCAGAGGUUAGAAAGAGUCCCUGCUCUGCUCCUAUGGUUCAUCCCUCACCCAACAGCAACAUGAAGGUCUCCGUGGCUGCCCUCGCCGUUCUCCUCAUCGCUGCCUUCUGCUCGCAGGCCUCCUCUGCCCCACAUGGUUCUGACACGACCGUGUGCUGCUUCAGCUACACCACCCGGAAGCUGCCCCAGAGCCACCUGAAGGAGUAUUUCUACACCAGUGGAAAGUGCUCUCAGCCAGCUGUAGUGUUUGUCACCAGAAAGGACAAACAAGUUUGCGCCAACCCAGACACCAAAUGGGUCAAGGAAUACGUGAAUUUCCUAGAAAUGAAAUGAGACGGCUGGGAGCUGAUGGAGACCCUGCGCGCUUCCCUUUGCAGUGCUAGCGUCAGUGGCUAUUGUGCUGUCCGGAACGCCACCCCUCAGCCCCGAGCAAAGGCCGUCGCUGCGCUUUAAGGGCUCGCUGGCACUUUAAAGACAUUUGAAGCUAUUUUAUUUGUAUUGUAAAAGAAUCACUUCUGUUCUAGAUUAGCCACCUUUAUGGUACAAACCAGGCCCUGGACACUUGUGGUCAUUAAAAAUCCUAUGGCCCUUAAAGGUAGCAGCCUAUGAGGCAGUGUGGCCUAGUAGCUAGCGCACUGGACGGGGACUCAGGAGACCUGGGCUCUAUGGGCAAGUCACUUCCCUGCUUGGUACCUCAGUUUCCCCACCUGUAAAAUAGGGUAAAGAGCUUUGAGAUCUACUAAUGGGAAGUGCUAUAUAGAAGUUAGGUGUCAUUCUUCAUCUCCUGGCUAAAUUCCAGUUCAGUUAAUUCAGUUCCACAUCCCUAACUUCCUCCUGUGGUUUCAACUGGUUAUGGGCCUUCCCCUUCCCUUCCCACUCCAAGUUCUGUGCAGCUAUGGAACAGUUGAUGUGCGUUACCCAGAGGUGGCUGCAUUCCGGUAACGGGUGAAGUAACUCCUGGCUUGUACCUGUGUGAAGCUAUCUGCCAAGUUUGAGAAGCACUUUGGGACCCUUCGGGAGGACAGACAGUGAGCAGCAAGGAAGCUAAUGCUGUAAUAUUAUUGGUCUAUUAUUUAUCAGGGGGUUGCUGUGGACCAGCAGACCUUGCCUUUAUGUUUGACACACUGUCACUUGCUGAUUUCAAGAAAUAAAGAUGUUUUUCUCUCUGU